This is a messenger RNA of Didymodactylos carnosus, 329 nucleotides long. The record is from the annotation of a GenBank genome assembly. Lineage: Eukaryota; Metazoa; Rotifera; Eurotatoria; Philodinida; Philodinidae.
ACGCAUCACGUAGCUAUAAAAAUACUCUUCGUUCAAUUAUCCUUUUUCCAUUGUUAUUUAUUUUCUAGAUGUUAUCAUUAGUUAAAAAAUCUCUUGAUUAUCGUGAAUAUUUAUUUGAUACAGAAUCCGAUUCAUCAUUAACAUUACCAAAAUGGUUAGCAGAAUUAGUACCUCUUACAGAUUUACCACAUCCUUUUCCUGUCACUGUACAAAUUGAAGAUCAUAUCGUUGAAGAUGAAUUUGAUUUAUCUUCUUUUAAAUUAAUGGAUACAAUUCCCGUAUUAUCCGAUGAUUUUCCUCGUGAGCUUUUUCUAAAAAAGAGGAAUUAA